AUGGAUACCUCAAAUAUUUCCCGGCAGAUGAUUGGAUUCUUACUCGGAAAACCAAAGAAUUGGACCUCGGAACACAUGCGCACUCUCAAUGUGGAAGAAAAAGGCACGAUAUCCGCAGCAGAGAUGGUUGGUCAGAAGAACCUUCCAGACGAAGGCGACCAGGUUUUCCAAGGCCUACUUCGGCAGUUCAUGGAACCAACAAAAGAUGAUAUCCUCAAUUUCCGAUACAAUCAAUUCAGCCACCCCGAAAACGCAUUCUCCGCUGUCUUCCACGAGACAAGCUAUCUCACAUUCCCAGUCCCCGAGAAUCACGAGCCUAAUUCGAUACCAUUGUCAACUAUCAUACACUGGAUGAUUAUAGCAUGCUAUGGUCUUGGAGAGAUUUGGAAGGAAUGCGGACCGUUACCAUUCCACUUGCCAUUAUUCCAGGUCAGGGGGACUCUCAAUUGUCCUGGGGCCAUUGGCAGACAUCCCAAGGGAGAAAACUCUCCGUUUUCCCCUCUGGUCAUUUACAAUUUCGCGAAAGGUUCAACAGAAGAGAAUAAGAUCAAAGGCGAGGUACCAUAUGGUUUAUUCCUCAUUUUUGUCGCUUUCAACACGAAUCCCCAUCGUGGAGAGUAUGCGUCCUUCGUCAUCACUAUGCGUCGUACCUCUCCUACCUCGGUACAAAUUACGAAACUGGUGGCUUCGGGAUCUUAUUUGCAGACACUGUGUCAAGGCAGGCCUUUGGAGGAGCAUUUGAAAAUCUACCGGUCGCCUGAAUUCGAUCUCGUAGAGCCUGAAGGGCGCAAGGCAUUCUUGGUGAUGUUCAUGGGUGUAGUCAACUACGUGAUGUUCAGUCCGGACUGA
Messenger RNA from Aspergillus thermomutatus, 849 nucleotides. RefSeq lists its product as uncharacterized. The transcript is spliced from 4 exons. The record is from RefSeq and is a predicted model, not a curated record. Bases 1 to 849 code for a protein of 282 amino acids. NCBI's taxonomy places the organism in Eukaryota, Fungi, Ascomycota, Eurotiomycetes, Eurotiales, Aspergillaceae.